CCUUUUGGUCAUGACCCCCCACAACGACGUUAUGGCUAUCUCACCGGCUUGCUUCUAGUCUGGACCAGCGCCCUGACCGAAGCAACACCGCUCGUGCGGCCAUCGAUCACAUCUCCGGCGUCGCACAGCAGCUUUGCGCCUCUCCAGCUCUGCGUGAAGACAGCGAGAUAGCGGACGGUGAAGCAUGCGACCAAACAAACAAUGCCACGCGCCGAAGCCGCAUUCACGGCUGGCAGUUUGCACUUCGGAAAUGAUCGGAUUGGCGGAGGUGCCCACGGAAGGCGCAGGGAUGUGACUACCCCUCGACCCCACCAAGCGGCCUUGGAUUGACGUCGUGCUGAAGGCAGUGACAAAGUCUUCGCUCCAGCCCUCGACUGUUUGUCUUAUAUUUCCCAGCUCACACCAAGCUUCCCUCAUACAUCUACCCUCGACAACCCAUCAAGGUCAUCCCCGAAACUCUUUUUGCGAAACGAGUAAUUGGAAAAAGUUCACCACAGUAAUUCACCAUGGCUCAAAGCGUGCUGUCCACCAAGGCUGGUGUCAUCUACGGAGAUGAUGUCAAGAACCUCUUCAAGUACGCCCAGGAGAAGAAGUUCGCCAUCCCAGCUAUCAACGUUACCUCCUCCUCCACCGUAGUCGCCUCGCUCGAGGCUGCCCGCGAUGCGAAGUCUCCUCUCAUCCUGCAGAUGUCCCAGGGUGGUGCCGCGUACUUCGCCGGCAAGGGUGUUGGAAACAAGAACCAGGAGGCUUCCAUUGCUGGUGCAGUUGCAGCUGCCCACUACAUCCGCGCUGUCGCUCCCUCAUACGGCAUUCCAGUCGUCCUCCACACCGAUCACUGCGCCAAGAAGCUUCUGCCAUGGUUGGACGGCAUGCUCGACGAGGACGAGAAGUUCUUCAAGGCCAACGGCACCCCACUCUUCUCCUCGCACAUGAUCGAUCUGUCGGAGGAGUCUGUCAAGGAGAACAUUGAGACCACCGCUGCCUACCUCAAGCGCGCUGCGCCAAUGAAGCAAUUCCUCGAGAUGGAGAUUGGUAUCACCGGUGGUGAGGAGGAUGGUGUCAACAACGAGGAUGUUGACAACAACUCUCUCUACACCCAGCCAGAGGACAUCUACGAGAUCUACAAGACUCUCGCACCAAUCUCUCCAUACUUCUCGAUCGCUGCUGGUUUUGGUAACGUGCACGGUGUGUACAAGCCAGGCAACGUCAAGCUUCGACCAGAGCUCCUCCAGAAGCACCAGAAGUACGUGCAAGAGAAGGAGGGCACCAAGGACGAGAAGCCAGUCUUCCUUGUCUUCCACGGUGGAUCAGGAUCCAGCAAGCAGGACUACCUCGAUGCCAUCAGCUACGGUGUCGUCAAGGUCAACCUCGACACCGAUCUCCAGUACGCAUACACCGAGGGUAUCCGCGACUACAUGAUCUCCAAGAAGGACUACGUCAGCUCCCAGGUUGGCAACCCAGAUGGCGAGGACAAGCCAAACAAGAAGUACUACGACCCAAGAGUGUGGGUGCGCGAGGGUGAGAAGACCAUGUCAAAGCGUAUCCAGGUCGCGCUCACGGAUUUCAACACUGCCAACCAAUUGUAGAUAUACCUCAUGUGUUACGAGCAUUGUGUUUAGGAUGAAUUGCACAUCAUGAAGAAAUGAAUGAAAAGCUACUUCCAAAAUUGCACUCACUGCUUCUCGCGUUGCCUUACUCGUACUCUGCCGCGACUACGAAC
This is a messenger RNA of Cercospora beticola, 1720 nucleotides long. It is a transcript of the gene FBA1, whose product is annotated as fructose-bisphosphate aldolase FBA1. Gene Ontology annotation, molecular function: zinc ion binding; fructose-bisphosphate aldolase activity. Gene Ontology annotation, biological process: glycolytic process; gluconeogenesis. Lineage: Eukaryota; Fungi; Ascomycota; Dothideomycetes; Mycosphaerellales; Mycosphaerellaceae. Gene Ontology annotation, cellular component: cytosol. The record is from RefSeq and is a predicted model, not a curated record.